Striga asiatica is the source of this 1925-nucleotide messenger RNA. The record is from the annotation of a GenBank genome assembly. Lineage: Eukaryota; Viridiplantae; Streptophyta; Magnoliopsida; Lamiales; Orobanchaceae.
AUGCAGCCCUCAGCUUCAAUCCAGCCCGUUCAGGAGCUUCCCCCUAAUCUCCAAGAAAUCGUUAAACUCUUCCAAGGAGUUCAAGAACCGAAAGCCAAGUACGAGCAGCUACUGUUCUACGGUCGGAAUCUAAACCCCGUGGAACCCCAGUACAAAACAAGCGAGAACAAGGUACAGGGCUGUGUUUCGCAGGUUUGGGUCCGGGCAUAUUUGGAUGGUGAUAAAAACGUAAUCUUUGAAGCAGAUUCGGAUUCGGUUCUCACUAAGGGGCUGGCCGCUUUGCUAGUCCAAGGCCUUUCGGGCCGGCCCGUGGAAGAGAUCGUGAAGGUGUCGCCAGAUUUCGUUGUUCUUUUAGGGUUGCAGCAGAGCUUAACUCCAUCCAGGAAUAACGGAUUCUUGAAUAUGUUGAAAUUAAUGCAAAAGAAGGCUAUGCAAUUGUACGUUGAAUCCGAGACGGCUGAUAAUAGUUCAAGUAGCCCUACAACUGAAAAGGGCCUACUUCAGAACUCGAGUUUGGUCCCAAAUGCUGAUGAUAAUGUUGGAAAUGGUGAGGUCAAGUUUAGUGAAACAGAUAAUGAUUUGAGGGAGCAUUCUGGCAUUAGAAAUGUAUUGGGUGAUAGGGGGAUGAGGAUAAAGGAGACUCUGGAAAAAGAGUUGAGUUCUGUCGAGUUGGAAAUCGAGGAUGUUUCUUAUCAGCAUGCGGGCCAUGCUGGUGUUAGAGGAAGUGAUGGCGAGACGCAUUUCAAUGUGAAAGUGGUAUCUCAAGAAUUUGAAGGCAAGAGCUUGGUUAAGAGGCAUAGACUGAUUUACAGCUUGUUGCAAGACGAGUUGCAGAGCGGACUGCAUGCUUUGUCAAUUACAGCAAAGACACCGGCAGAAGUUGACAAGCAAUACACCUCCCUUCUGUGUGAUAAAAGCACACUAUUUGGCGGGCCCGUCAUUUCCAGCUGGCACACCCCGUGCAGCCAGUAAGAAUAAUGAAGUAAACCCCACUCGACCCUCACUCUAAAAUCCCCUCUCACAUUAUACACAACACUAUUCCUCUGCCCCUGCCUCUGAAGCUCCAUAGCCAGAUUUGGGUGAAGAAAAACUUGUCUACACAGCAUGUGCACAGUAACCACCCGUUGCUCACCUGGACUUUCCCUGAAGGGCUCGAUAAUCUGAGCCGCCAUUAGAGUCUCCAUAAAGUAGAGCUCAAAACGCGCGUGCUCAUACCUAACGGUUAGUCUUCUGUUUGGGUUCGAAAUAUUUGCCAUGAAUGUGUAAUCGCCAUUAAUGAAGGCGGGAGGGUUGAAAUAUAUGGCUGAAAGGGUAGCGGCUGGCGUGUCGAAAGAUGGAGUUUUGGGUUGUAAAGUGAUGAAGAUGAUUAGAGUGGCGAUGCCGAAGAAGAUGAUGAGGAUUAUGAAGAGCAUGCAGAGAAUGGCCACACACCAUACCAUUGGGUUCGUUUUUCGAGAAUGGCUGCGAAUGGGUUGCUCUCGUGUUCUGAGCUUUGUGGCGUAUAGAAGGGAAUCGGGUGUUAAGGGUUGCUUUGGUAAGACUAAGUUAUAAAUGGGUGAUAACUUGUUUUGCUUUGGUGUGGGCUGUGGGGAUUUUGAAGGGACUUCCAUUUUUUGUUCCCUUGAUUUUGUUUUUCUUUUUUAAAAAUGGUGUUGUGUGUAUGAAGAAGGGAGGAGAAUGGAAUUGAAGAUGGUUUUUGUGUCUUUUAAAUAAACUUUGGAGUGGCAAAAAUGAAAAAGGGAGAAGCUUUUUGAAUUGAUGUUGCAAUAUCUAAAGUUGUGUUGUGUGUAGUUUGAAUUACUUUUGUUGCUUUUGGUGUUUGAGGGGAGAAAACGCCAAAAGAAAUUGUGUGUCAUCUUUUUGAACUUUGUUGAUGUUUGGAAUUGUUUUAUAAUUUGGGAUUGACAUGCUUAGCCAUUAAGGAA